UAGCAGAAGCAUCGUGUGUGCAGGCAGCUAGCUGUUGUUAGCUACUGUUAGCUGUUGUUAGCUGCUGCUAGCUGCUGUUAGCACUCUAUCAUUAAAGAGCCCCUGUGGUCUGGGCUGUGCUGAACAGGUUUAUCAGGUUGAAACCGCGGAGCCGCUUCUGCUCCGUGGAGGCUGAGCGGGUGAGAGCAGGCGGCGAGCCGGCGAGCAGCGCAGGCUAGUGGAUGUGAGCGUGUGGUAGCCCCGGGUUAGCUUCACAGCUAACGGAGACCGCGACACAAGCCCAGAGGAGGAAUGAACCAUAAGAGCAAGAAGAGGAUCAAAGAGGCGAAGCGGAGCGCCAGGCCCGAGCUGAAGGACUCGCUGGACUGGAUCAGACACGGCUACCACGAAACCUUCGACCUGUCGCACCGGACCGUCAAGGACAACGUGGAGCGUGUGGACACCCUCCAUCUCAGCCCUGAAGAGUUCAUCCGGCGCUUCGAGCGACCCUACAAGCCCGUCGUCCUCCAGAACAGCCAGGAGAGCUGGCCCGCCCGAGAGAAAUGGACUCUGGAGCGACUCAAGCGCAAGUACCGCAACCAGAAGUUCAAGUGCGGGGAGGACAACGACGGCUACUCGGUGAAGAUGAAGAUGAAGUACUACAUGGAGUACCUGGAGAACACCAGGGACGACAGCCCGCUCUACAUCUUCGACAGCAGCUACGGUGAACACGCCAAGCGCCGGAAGCUGUUGGACGACUACCAGGUCCCCGUCUUCUUCAGGGACGACCUCUUCCAGUUUGCAGGAGAGAAACGCAGACCGCCGUACAAAUGGUUUGUGAUGGGUCCGGCUCGCUCGGGCACAGGGAUCCACAUCGACCCGCUGGGCACCAGCGCAUGGAACGCCUUGGUUCAGGGUCACAAGAGGUGGUGCCUGUUCCCCACCAACACGCCCCGGGAGCUGAUCAAAGUGACCCGAGAGGACGGAGGCAACCAGCAGGACGAGGCCAUCACCUGGUUCAGCGUGGUCUACCCACGCACGCAGCAGCCCAACUGGCCGCCAGAGUUCACGCCGCUGGAGAUCCUCCAGAAACCCGGGGAGACGGUUUUUGUUCCUGGUGGAUGGUGGCACGUUGUUCUCAACAUGGACACAACAAUCGCCGUCACUCAGAACUUCGCCAGCACGACCAACUUCCCCAUCGUGUGGCACAAAACUGUGAGGGGCCGACCCAAGCUGUCCAGGAAGUGGUAUCGUAUCCUGAAGCAGGAACGGCCCGACCUGGCGGUGUUGGCAGACGAGGUCGACCUGCAGGAGUCGACAGGCAUCGCCUCAGACAGCUCCAGUGACUCUUCAUCAUCGUCCUCCUCCAGCUCGUCCGACUCUAAUGCGGAGUCCGGCUCCGAGGGAGACACCAUGUCCCACCGCAGGAAGAAGAGACGCACCUGCGGCAUGACGGCCAACGGAGACACGAGCGGACAGGACGACUGCAUCAGCAAGGAGAGGAGCUCGUCCCGGUGACGUCCCGCCUCCGUCCACC
Limanda limanda (common dab) is the source of this 1516-nucleotide messenger RNA. It is a transcript of the gene jmjd6, whose product is annotated as jumonji domain containing 6, arginine demethylase and lysine hydroxylase. Gene Ontology annotation, cellular component: cytoplasm; nucleus. The transcript has 6 exons. NCBI's taxonomy places the organism in Eukaryota, Metazoa, Chordata, Actinopteri, Pleuronectiformes, Pleuronectidae. Gene Ontology annotation, molecular function: histone H4R3 demethylase activity; P-TEFb complex binding. Gene Ontology annotation, biological process: phagocytosis. The coding region runs from base 292 to 1497 and encodes 401 amino acids. The record is from RefSeq and is a predicted model, not a curated record.